Paramisgurnus dabryanus is the source of this 1680-nucleotide messenger RNA. RefSeq lists its product as uncharacterized. Gene Ontology annotation, biological process: regulation of transcription by RNA polymerase II. NCBI's taxonomy places the organism in Eukaryota, Metazoa, Chordata, Actinopteri, Cypriniformes, Cobitidae. The record is from RefSeq and is a predicted model, not a curated record. Gene Ontology annotation, molecular function: DNA-binding transcription factor activity, RNA polymerase II-specific; RNA polymerase II cis-regulatory region sequence-specific DNA binding.
UCAAACAAGCAGCUGCUGUCACAACACAUUCAACUACUCUACUAUUCUGAUCCACUGUUGUAAUGAUGGAGUGUGUUAAAGAGGAGACUGAUCCUGAAUCAUUCACAAUAACACCUCAACAUACUCGACAACAAAGAGACUCUAUGGAAGAGAAUAAGGAGGAUGAAGAACACAAUGAAAGAAAGGAUCAAGAUCAGGACCACAAUUUUAUGACUGACAGCUGCUCAGAAACUGAUGAUAAUUCUCUUCAAGAAAGAGUUAAAGACAAACAUUUUUUUGAAUGCCAUCUUUGUGGUAAGACUUUCUUACAAAAAGGGAACCUCAUGUAUCAUCUAAAGAUUCACACUGGUGACAAGCCUUAUGCUUGCUCCCACUGUGAGAAGACUUACAUCAAAAAAAGUAGACUUGAGGAUCACAUGAGGAUUCACACAGGUGAGAGGCCUUUUGCUUGCCCUCAGUGUGAUAAACGUUUCAUUAGUAAAGCAAGACUUAAUGUUCACAUAAAUACUCACAGUACUGAAAGUCCAUACGUCUGCCCUCAAUGUGGAAAGACUUGCGCAUGUAAAGAAUAUCUUUAUAAUCAUAUAAUAACUCACAUUAAGACAAAGCAUUUCACAUGCCCUCAGUGUGAUAAGAGUUUUACACAACUGGGAUCUCUUAGGCAUCACAUACGAGUUCAUACAGGUGAGAGACCUUUCUCUUGCAAUCUGUGUAAUAAGAGUUUUAAACAAAAGGGAGCUCUUCAGUAUCACAUGGGAAUUCAUUCAGGUGAGAGGCCUUUCGCCUGCCAUCUGUGUGAUAAGAGGUACAUACAUGCAUAUAGUCUCAAACUUCAUCUGACGGUUCACUCAAAUGAAAAACCUUUUAGCUGCGAUCAGUGCGAUAAGAAGUUCGUUUUGGCAUCUGCGUUUAAAGCGCACCUAGAGACUCAUUCAGGUGAGAGGCCAUAUCUGUGUUCUGUUUGUGGGAAGGGUUUUCAAUCACACAGAAAUGUUAGGGUGCACCAGAAAAUACAUACAGGUGUGAGAAAUCAUGUGUGCUCUGUGUGUGAUAAAGCCUUUCUGAGAGCCUCAGACCUAAAGCGGCACCAAAAGAUCCAUAAAGAAAAAUCCUAAAAUUGCUCACAUUGUUGAAAGAGUUUUAUUGAGUUUGGGAAGCUGAUAAAACACAAGUGACUCACAGAGAAAAGUGCUGUCCACAAAGAGUGAACAAAGAUCAACUUCAGUCUUUAGGUCCAUGCACAUGGCAUGUUUCCAUCCAAAAGAAAACGUGACACAGUGCAUUCAGCUUGCUUUUGGGUGGAAAUGUAACCCCAUGAUGAGCUCUGGCCAAGUGUUCGCUCCAACUUUGGCAUGGAGCCAGUCCCGGUGGAAGAGGGGUAACCAUCUGCAUGGACCUAAUGACUUAAGUUGAUCUUUGGUCACUCUUUGGUCAUCAGUAACCGGAAUUGGGCAGGGUUAUAUUAUUAAACUGCUGCAUGUUAUCCUGUAUUACUUUGUGUGUUAUGAUGUUACGAUAAUAAUGCACACUCGAGGUGAGGUAUGGACUUUGAUUGGGCCAGUUAGAAAAAAGACCUAAAUCUCCUCAUGAUGGCUCUAUUCCGGUUUAUUGAGCGUAAUGAUGACUUUGUAGAUAAAGUGAAUCUUUUAUAUAGUUUGUUAACUGUACCUUUAAAUAAAU